AUGGGAAAAAAAUACCGAAAAUGGAAGAGUCGUCAAAAGGCAGGCUACGAUCUACGCAGUAGAGAAGCUGUUUUGGAACCGGGAGACCGAGUUCUUGUUAAGGUACUGGCCUUUGAAGGACGUCAUAAGCUGGCGGAUCGUUGGGAACCUGACGUGUAUAUCGUGCAGAGUCAACCCAAUAGAGACAUUCCUGUCUACACCAUACUUAGAGAGAAUGGAGAGGGAAAAAGUAGAACUCUUCACCGGAAUCAUCUACUUCCAAUCGGAACGAUACCACUGGAAACAGAUGAAAUACCCAUUGCACAUCCACCUCGACCGGUACCUCGUGCUAGGAAGUCGAAGCUGGAAUGUGGACCACAUCAUCAAGAGUCUGUGGCUGAGAUUGUCGACUCGCCGUCCGUGACUGACAGCUCAGAUGAGGAAUUUGUGGGUAUGAACGUUCCUAGCAACGUUCAACGGCCACCCACACAGGACAAAGCACAGCCGAGCGAGAAUGUGACAUUUGUACCUGGACCUCGGACUGGCUUUAUUGAUGUGGAGACAUCGGAAUCGGAACCGGAAGAUGAACCUGCAACUGCAGUACAGGGGAAUAUUACUUUGCCUGAUCCGGAGAUUCCAAUACCAAGACGGUCUACCAGGAACAAACGACAGCCUAAUUGGAUGACAUCAGGCGAGUUUGUUUGUUCACAGCAACCUGUUGGAGCAGAACCAGAAUGGAAGGUGAAAGCUAUGUUCCUGAUGGAUAUAACAUCUUCAGUAUCCUUCAGAAAUAUGACAGCUCCAGCUCAACAGGCACUGUUGAAUAUUUUAACUUGUUAAGUAUGUGUACUUUUGCAUAACUAUAUAUUUCAUUUGUAGAUGUAGUUGUAGGUGCAAUUGGGACCCUUUGGAAGAUGAGGACAUCUUUCAUUUGAGCGGGGGAAUACCUGAUGAAAUUGAGGAGUAGACAGAUUUUUUUCUUUUUUUCCUCAGUUGCAGAUUUUACAUUGUAUGAUUUUUUUUUUUUGGUAUGGAUUUUCGUUGUAUUAAUUUUAUGUUUUAUUUACAGUCUGUCCUGAAUAUGCAGAUGGGGACAUCUUCCAUCCAUGGAGGGGAGAAUGUAGUAGUGUCAUUAUUUGACAAUAUACUUUUAAUAUGUUUUUGUAUUUUAAAUAUACGCGCCGUAUGAAACGGAAGUCAGCUUUCCGCGAAGCAUUCUACGGUACGCAAUGCGGCAAUAGUUUUAGCGCGCGCGGUAGAAUAGCACGUGAGAAUGCGAGCGAGCUAAUGAGCGGAUGUGAUGUAACGUGUAUGUAAACCUGUUUGUAGUGUACGUAUUGUCUAUUUAUGGAAUGCGAGUGUUGAAUGUUGGGUAGUUUUACCUGGCGCACUGGUCACUUAUGAACAGAGCGGUCAGAGGGACAACAUCGUAUAUUGGUAAUCAUAGCCAGCAUAGAGACGAAAAGAUGUAGCGAACACUAGAGUCAUUAAACCUUAUUAACUGAACGUUAAGACGAGUACAGAGGACUCGGCGGACAUAGUCCGGGAAAACCCUCUUCAUACUGAAGAGGUGGGUAUUUUAAUGUAAUUAAGAUAAAUGAAUGAUAAUUGUAUAAAUAAUGUAAGAGCUGCUAUUUCUAUAUAAUGUAUAGAUUGAUUAAAACAGUUUUAAUGUAUAUAUUCGCCAAUUGUAAUUAAUGUAACUGACUACGGUCAGGGAGAUACUUUGUCUCAUUGUAUAAUUGCGUGAAUUAUCAUUAUGUAUAAAUAUAUGGUAAUAUGAUGUAUUUCAUGUUACAGGGUUUAUUUGUAUAAUAAUAAAUAUUGGAAACAAGAA
Pecten maximus is the source of this 1816-nucleotide messenger RNA. RefSeq lists its product as uncharacterized. Lineage: Eukaryota; Metazoa; Mollusca; Bivalvia; Pectinida; Pectinidae. The record is from RefSeq and is a predicted model, not a curated record. Bases 1 to 819 code for a protein of 272 amino acids. The transcript is spliced from 3 exons.